UAUAACAUCGGCACUCAUACACAGUCUUGCAGUUAGUUGGACCGAAAAAUGUUCGCCGUACGUGCCGCCGCUAAAACCGAUAAGAAUUUGCUGCCAUUCUUGGGGCAAUUGUCUCGCAGCUAUGCCGCUAAGGCUGCUGUUAAGACAGCUGGAGUCGCCAGUGGCAAGAUUGUUGCCGUUAUUGGUGCCGUCGUUGACGUCCAGUUCGGCGAUGAUUUGCCACCAAUCUUGAACGCCUUGGAGGUCGAUCAGCGCUCGCCUCGCUUGGUGCUUGAGGUUGCUCAGCAUUUGGGUGAGAACACCGUGCGUACCAUCGCUAUGGACGGUACCGAGGGUUUGGUGCGUGGACAGAAGGUUAACGAUACUGGAUUCCCCAUCCGUAUUCCCGUCGGCGCUGAGACUUUGGGCCGCAUCAUCAACGUGAUUGGUGAGCCCAUCGAUGAGCGCGGUCCAAUCCCAACUGAUAAGACCGCUGCCAUUCACGCUGAAGCUCCCGAAUUCGUGGACAUGUCCGUGGAGCAGGAGAUUCUGGUCACCGGUAUUAAGGUGGUGGAUCUGUUGGCCCCCUAUGCCAAGGGCGGUAAGAUUGGCCUGUUUGGCGGUGCUGGUGUCGGCAAAACUGUAUUGAUUAUGGAGCUGAUUAACAACGUUGCCAAGGCUCACGGUGGUUACUCCGUGUUCGCUGGUGUUGGUGAACGCACCCGUGAAGGAAAUGACUUGUACAAUGAGAUGAUUGAGUCUGGUGUCAUUUCCCUGAAAGACAAGACCUCGAAGGUCGCCCUUGUGUACGGUCAGAUGAACGAGCCCCCAGGCGCCCGUGCCCGUGUCGCUCUGACUGGUCUCACCGUUGCCGAAUACUUCCGUGAUCAGGAGGGUCAGGAUGUGUUGCUUUUCAUUGACAACAUUUUCCGUUUCACUCAAGCCGGUUCCGAGGUGUCUGCCCUGCUGGGUCGUAUCCCCUCGGCUGUGGGUUACCAGCCAACUUUGGCCACUGAUAUGGGUACUAUGCAGGAGCGUAUUACCACAACCAAGAAGGGCUCCAUCACUUCGGUGCAGGCCAUCUAUGUGCCAGCUGAUGAUUUGACUGAUCCUGCUCCAGCCACAACAUUCGCUCACUUGGACGCCACCACUGUGUUGUCGCGUGCUAUCGCCGAGUUGGGUAUCUACCCCGCUGUGGAUCCUCUGGAUUCCACCUCUCGUAUCAUGGACCCCAACAUUAUUGGCCAGGAGCACUACAACGUUGCCCGUGGAGUGCAAAAGAUCUUGCAGGAUUACAAAUCUCUGCAGGAUAUCAUUGCUAUCUUGGGUAUGGAUGAAUUGUCUGAGGAGGACAAGCUGACCGUCGCUCGUGCACGCAAGAUCCAACGUUUCUUGUCGCAGCCAUUCCAAGUCGCCGAAGUUUUCACAGGCCAUGCCGGCAAGCUGGUCCCAUUGGAACAGACCAUCAAGGGCUUCUCACAAAUUUUGGCAGGAGCGUACGAUCAUCUGCCCGAGGUUGCGUUUUACAUGGUUGGUCCCAUUGAAGAAGUGGUUGAGAAGGCCGAUCGCUUGGCCAAGGAAGCGGCAGCCUAAGAAUAUAAUACAUGUUUAAACAAAAAAACAAAAACGGGCGUUGAAUAACCAUAAUAUUCAAUUGAUUUAAGCAUUAAAGUUGUCAAGAGUCAGAGACACUGUAAACAUCCGUAAGGAACACUACCCAUGAAGAAAAAUUAUUAAAUAAAAAUAUUUAAACAUA
Molecule: messenger RNA, 1735 nt
Organism: Scaptodrosophila lebanonensis
Lineage: Eukaryota; Metazoa; Arthropoda; Insecta; Diptera; Drosophilidae
Gene: ATPsynbeta
Product: ATP synthase subunit beta, mitochondrial
Exons: 3
Coding region: 49-1572 (507 amino acids)
Biological process (GO): proton motive force-driven mitochondrial ATP synthesis; proton transmembrane transport
Molecular function (GO): ATP binding; proton-transporting ATP synthase activity, rotational mechanism; ATP hydrolysis activity
Source: RefSeq, a predicted model, not a curated record